Molecule: messenger RNA, 853 nt
Organism: Zea mays
Lineage: Eukaryota; Viridiplantae; Streptophyta; Magnoliopsida; Poales; Poaceae
Exons: 5
Coding region: 84-560 (158 amino acids)
Source: RefSeq, a predicted model, not a curated record
UAUAUAUAUAGUAAUAUAGAGCUCCACAAGACCACAAGUGAAAAAAUAGUAUUGGGGAGCAAACUAAUUCUCACUGUGUGCCAAUGGAUGAAACUAGUACAAGAUAUUGCAGCAAAGGGGAAGAAAGAGCUUCAUCCUUGCCUAAGAAGCGUGGAAGGACCGCUAAAAGCAUCCUAGCCAAGCCAAAGGAAAGGAAAAAAGGGUUUGGGAUUGCCAAGCUUGAAAGAAUGAGAGAAGAGGAAAUGAGGGUAGAAGAGGAAAUGAAAGAGUAUUUUAAAGACAGCCUUAGGCAACCACCAAUUUAUGGAGCUGAUAUCCAAGACUUGAUGGCAUAUGGAGCAAGAGAAGAGAUGAGUGGACGGUUCAAGCUUCCUAUGAUAAGGUCGCUAGGCACCUCCGGAGCAGCAUCUUAUGUCAAUCCAAAUAGCACGGUUCCUAUAACGCUUGAUCUCUUUGAAGCACCUGAUCAUAGGGAACAUGAAUACAUUGACUUGAAAAGGAAGGAUGCUGAAAACUUAUCGGAGGACCCACGAGACCUAGACCUUAACCUGAAGCUAUAAUUCUAGAAUUCAUAGAAGUGUCUUGUGCAAUCGUUCAUGAUGGUGGUGGUUCCAACAUUUUACAAGUGAAACCGUAUGAGUUUGAUGCAUGGUUUUGAAUUUGAGAAACAGUGUUGAUUCUAUGGACUAAUAAAUAGCAUAUGACCAACUAGAUCAAGGAAUGCUCCCUUCCCCUCAAUUGUAAGGCUAGACUAUGGAUUCCUGUUUGAAUUGGUUUUAAAAUAUAUUUGAUAGUUUAUUUGGUUGCAUUUUUUUUGCUACGACUACGAAGUAAUGAAAUUCGAGUUUCCUGU